AUGAAUGUCAACACCGCCAUAGCAAGGAAGGCCGUCCCUGGGUCUGAAGAAGCAUAUACUGUGUAUCAACUCUGCGAACGUAAUAACACCAAUGCUCUAUCACAGAAGUUCGCCUCAGAUUUAGCCCAAACAGCCACCGCUAUGAAAGAGACAACCAUUACUGCAGCAAGGUUUGCAACGGGACAAGCUAGAAUGGUCGGAAGUUCACUUGUCAGCCGUAAGAAGCUGGGGAAAGCAUCUAGGAGAAUAGCCAUGCAUACAGGCGCUCUAAGCAUGAAGACUGGACAUGCAGUCAAGGGGCAAAUAUCAGCCAUAAAGGGAUGCCAUUUAUUACCUUUGUAUGGCUACGCGCAGCCUCCCAUUCCGACCGAGGCCCAUGCAGAUGAUUCCUCACAACAGCAUAGUGAUCGAUUUCGGUCUCAAUCGCUCACGCCCAAUAACCAGACAUUAAGCCAACCCACACCCUCCGUCCAAGGACCGGCGGCUGACGACUUGACAAAUCAGGCCACGGCAGCACCAAGACCAACAGUCAAUCCACCACUGUUCGAGAUAAACCUUCUCGAUCCAAUACCAAUACACCCGUACUACCGAAUGCGGGUCAGCCUUUAUCUUCAGGCACUGGACAGCAAUCAGAUCCACUAA
Messenger RNA from Rhinocladiella mackenziei CBS 650.93, 642 nucleotides. RefSeq lists its product as uncharacterized. Bases 1 to 642 code for a protein of 213 amino acids. NCBI's taxonomy places the organism in Eukaryota, Fungi, Ascomycota, Eurotiomycetes, Chaetothyriales, Herpotrichiellaceae. The record is from RefSeq and is a predicted model, not a curated record. The transcript has 2 exons.